Dichomitus squalens LYAD-421 SS1 is the source of this 3651-nucleotide messenger RNA. Its product is annotated as eukaryotic translation initiation factor 2B beta subunit. The record is from RefSeq and is a predicted model, not a curated record. Gene Ontology annotation, cellular component: eukaryotic translation initiation factor 2B complex. Gene Ontology annotation, biological process: translational initiation. The transcript has 8 exons. NCBI's taxonomy places the organism in Eukaryota, Fungi, Basidiomycota, Agaricomycetes, Polyporales, Polyporaceae. Gene Ontology annotation, molecular function: guanyl-nucleotide exchange factor activity; translation initiation factor activity. Bases 1 to 1119 code for a protein of 372 amino acids.
AUGGCACCCGAUCCAACCCCCAUCCCUGGCCACAAAGCCGUAGAAACUCUGGUGGCCAAGCUCCGGAGACGACAAAUCGUUGGCUCUCGACAGGCCGCUUUAGAGACGGUGCUCGUCCUCAGACAGGUCGUGUCCAAAGCACGCUUCUCGAAUAUCCAGCAGCUCAUCGUUAUCAUCCGUGAAGCCGGACGGAGACUAGUAGAGGCUCAGCCCAAGGAACACACAGUCGGAAACACCGUUAGACGCGUCCUCCACAACAUCCGCGAAGAGUACCAUUCCGCAGUCAAAGUUUCUGCUCCCACAUCGUCGCGUAACGUCUACACAAUCAGCAAAUUCGUUCUGCAAGGACAACCUCGCAAGCAAACGGUCGGUGCACCCAAAUCCGAGACUACCGCCACGCUGAAGGAGGAUGACCCUGAUGACCCCGACUCUUUCGCGCGGGGAAUCAAGCCAAUCCUAAUGGAGGCGAUUCAGGAUGUGCUCGACGAGCUCGAGACUGUCUACGACAAUGUCUCAAAAACUGCGAAGGAUCACAUACACUCCGACGAAAUCAUCCUCACGAUUGGACACUCAAGGACCGUCGAGGCGUUCCUCAAGUCCGCGGGCCACACCCGCAACUACACCGUCAUAGUCGCGGAGACCGCGCCCUCGUACUCGGGGCACGACAUGGCGCGCGCCCUCUCCGCCGCGGGCAUCUCCACCUUCCUCGUCCCUGACUCGUCCAUAUACGCGAUCAUGUCCCGCGUGAACAAAAUCAUCCUCGGGGCGCACGCGAUCCUCGCAAAUGGGGGGCUCGUCGCGAUCACGGGCUCUCUCCUCGCCGCGACCGCCGCCCGCGCACACUCGACGCCCGUGGUCGUGUGCGCGGGGCAGUUCAAGCUCACCCCGUUGUGGAAUCUCUACCACGACUAUGGCGCGCUGGACUUUGCGGACCCGAGCAGCGUGCUGGGGUUCGAGGAGGGAAAGCUCGUCGAGCGCGUCGACGUCGUGAACCCGUACUAUGAUUACGUCGGUCCAGAGCUCGUAGACGUGUUCAUCACCAACGACGGCGACCAUCCGCCAUCUUCCGUCUACCGGCUGAUCAAGGAGACGUACGAUGACGACGACCACGAGCUAUAGCUGCCGCGCCGCAGCUCACAGCCAUGCUCUCGCUCCCCCUAUCUGUCUCCCAUUCCUCAGUCUCACCGCCGUGCCCACGUCCAUCGCCAUCUGCCUAACAACAUAAAGCCCCGCACCCCGCCCACCGCUUCCCGGACCGCCACUCGCUCCGACCGUUCCCGCCGCCCACGCCCACGCCCACGCCCACGCGCUUCCGCCCAUCCGCUACCCCGCGUCGUCGCGGUGCCUUGUUCCCCGAGAGCGCCCCUCGCCUCCCUCCUUCCGCUUCCCUGUGCGAACCACAGCCCCGGCCGCCGAGCUUCGAGCUUCGCGCCUCGAGGACGCCGCGCCCCGCGAAGCACACCCUCCCGGGCCAGGGGUGGGAACCCUGGCGGUUCCCUUCCGCACGCUCCCACCCCCACCGCAUUGGGGGAGGAUCAGGGCACAGGGCAGGCUGCACGCGCUCCGCGCUUCGUGGCUCUGAGCCUAAUACGCACCCGGCGCUGGGACAAGAAAGCGGGCUCCGGGGCGAUGCAAUGUAAUGCAGCGCGUGCAGUCGCCCGCGGCUUGCCGUAUACCGCAUCUUUCUACCUACUGCCCCGGGAGUCUAAACCGGAGCUACACCUAGAGAUGCGCUACGCCCCCUGGAGGAACGCACUGCCAGACGUGACCCGCAAGGCUCACGGGGAUCUGAGGUGCCUUGUUACUCGCCAGGCUUCCGGGAAGCGACUGGGACGUGUCGGGGAGCUCGGACGCGGUUUACAGGCCCGUCUGUCGAUCUGUCUGACUGCGUCCUUGUCGGGCGACCGGUGCCAAUCGCGUUGCGACGCGGUUCGCUGGCCCGGCGUGGCUUCACUCCCGAGGACGUGUGCUUACAUGCUCCGGUGGCGUUGGGCGUCGUCGCGCACAGGAAUAGAGGUUGGGGGCUCCGGUGUGUGUCUCCCGGAGCGCAGUGCGCAGUGGGCGAGGAAUGGUGAUCAGGAGGCACAGGACGGGAAGACGAGAGGAUGAACGGACGGGAGAGCGCAGAUGGGAGGACCUGUGGGAUUCAGAGGGCAGGACAUAGCAGUACUAAUACUUGUACUUCUAGUAGCGACGAGACGGCGUAAGACAGACGCGUACGGACGCUCGCGAGAGAGUAGCAGACGGAAAAAGGACGCGCAUACAUAGAUACGCACGCGGUGCGAUAAGUAUUGGACUCUGGAGGGACCUGGCGGGUGAUAAUAUACGUAUACGUGCGGGGUGCGGUACGGGGUAGAUAUGGUGAAAACGGAGGGGGUGUGGUUUUGGAGAACCGAGGACUUGCUUCAAGAGAUCAACAGCCUGUCCAAAGCGACGCCGAGGUGUGGAAAGGGCAACCUGUACCCGCUGCAUCCCUUCCCAAGCUUCCUCAAGUCCAUAUCCGCCAAUCCAGUCCGAUCGGAUCCUUGCCUCCUCCGCUCUUCACGCCCGGAAGGACGGUGAUUUUCCUGCCGCCCUGCCCCACGGACCCGCCCCGUCCAAUCGGACAGCCGUCUGCCGACUGACCGUCUAUCCCCGCAUUGCGCCACGCACUGUUGAUGAGCGUCAAGAGGCCUUAGUCAAGACACCGGCGCGUACCGGAGCGCGAGUCACAGCAUGUCCAGGAGGCGAGGGCGACUUGUGCGACACGUGGAUGGCGAACGACAGAUCCAGGGACUAGGGACUGGCCACUGGUGCGCAGGGUAGACGACUUGUGACGGUGCCGGUGCGUUGGAGACGCGGCAGAUCGGGCGAAACGGGGUUGUGUGAGUGAAACGAGCGAUGGUAUAACUGGACCACAGACGGAUGAACAGGGGAAUAAACAUUCAACAGAAAACAUAAAGAGGUGGAGAAGAAGAGAAGACGUCACACUGAAGCAGAAGCGGGCGAGGGGAGUAAAAAUGCAGUUGUGUGAACGCUGGGGACGGGGUGAGAGGGAUACAGCUUGAACGCGACAGUCUCGGGCGGUAAGGGUGAUGGGGUAAGGGAGCGGAGUGUACGUGUGCGCAAACGUUGGCCUGAAGGGGAGGGGAGCAGACAGCAGACAGGACGACGCCAUAGAGAAAAACAGGAAGGCGGAAGGGCUUGAAGAGGCGGGGGCGCGUGUCGGUCAUUGGAUGACGCAGCAGCCCUUGCCUGUGCCGCCUUGCGACUGGUACGGGUCGUCGGCGCGUGGUACUGGACCCCAUACUGACGGUACGAGGGGAUCUUUUGUCGUUUUGCAAUAGCGGAUGAGACUGGCACUAGCCUCGCUGACCCUUAUCCGUGGCCGGGCGAGGUCCUCUCUGAGACGCUGGUUGUGCUCUGUGAGGCGACGGAGCUUGAGCUCGGACAUGGAUUGCUUAUGCGGACGAGAGUUCAUCGUGGAGGACUACAGUCGGGGACGGGGAGGGAGGCGAGGCUGGGAGCGACAAGGGCGGGAAGUUGGUGGGAGAGAAGGGGAGAAAAGGUGGACACAAAGGCUGGGGAGCGGCAGUGAAGAGUGCUGGCGGGCGGAAGGGGCUGGCGCUGUUGUGAGCAGUGAGCGGGGAGGCGGGGGACGGGAGGGAGUCG